Messenger RNA from Labrus mixtus (cuckoo wrasse), 1283 nucleotides. RefSeq lists its product as uncharacterized. The transcript is spliced from 7 exons. The coding region runs from base 95 to 913 and encodes 272 amino acids. NCBI's taxonomy places the organism in Eukaryota, Metazoa, Chordata, Actinopteri, Labriformes, Labridae. The record is from RefSeq and is a predicted model, not a curated record.
AAACUACAGACGCCUCUAUCCAAAGCGACGUACAUCAGAGAGGAAGUACAACACAAGCAAGGAUCUACAAAAGAGGAAACAAUCAGCAGGUGUUAUGGAUCUUCAGUGUUUCCUGAGCUGCAGAGUUGCCCUGCUGCUUUUCUUGAUGCCAUGUGGGCUCCGCUGUAUGUCUGUGGACAUCCUCAACGAGGAGCUCAUGUACGUCAUCCCCGGCUCAAUUCUGGUUCUGACAGCCCGCAUCGAGCAGGGACCCCUGGAAGAGAUCCUUAUGGUGACCUGGGACCGGGAGCCUGAGUCUGGAGUCACUCCAAAGAGUGAGACUCUGGCCACUUGUCCUGGCAGUGGCUCCAAAUGUGCUGGUACGAGGCCAAACGUCCAUGGUAACAUGCAGCAGCAGGAGACGACACUUCAGAUUAAUGGAUACAGCGGCACGGACAGCGGAGUGUACGCUGUGACGGUGACGGAUCACACAGGGGUCAAAACCACGGCACACUGCAUCGUCAGGAUGUAUGAGGCGGUGCACCAUGUCUCAGUCAGCAUCAACAGUUCUCACGGUCCCUCGCUGGUCUGCGGCGAGGCCUGGGGGACGGACCCGCACUUCAGCUGGCUCCACGAGAGAGCUGCCAUCACUCAGACUGUGGGGACAGUCUCUAAAGAUGGAACGACACUGUUUGUGACCAUGAAGCCUUUCUGUGGAUUCUUCAGCUGCAUUGUCAGCAACAAGCUGGGCUACAGCUCAGCCACCUACACUGCAGAACCUUGUGAGACGAAGGGCAGAGGGACCACAGCGGCCGUGGUGUGUCUUGUCCUCCUGCUGCUGGUCGGAGGAGUUCUGGCAUUUCUGCUGUGGAGAAGACACAGGCACAAUAACAGAGGCGAGAGGCUGCACGAACAUUUGGACGAUGCCAUCUAAAGGACAGCCGAGGACACGUGUCUGUUACUCAAAGGUCUCGGGGAGGAGAACAGGAAAUGGACAGGGCUGUAACGGUGGACCUUCCCGUCCUGUGAGCAAUAUGACCUUACGCUGCACUGAAACAAUGUGAAGAGUGAACUGCUUACAGGCUAAUAACAAAUAUCUUAAAAUGGAUAUUGACCUUGAAGAGUCAGCAUUGUUUUUAUACACUGCCUCCUGCUGGACUGCACCUAUUACUGUGUUCAAUUAAAGCCUCUGGAAAUCAGGCUUCAAACUGUAAAAAUGCAUUUAUGAUGUCAAAGAUGGGAGUCUUUUUAGGCCUCCAUAAAAUCUGAAUGAGAAUAAACAUUCAUUACUAAAUUAAACCCUA